Amoebophrya sp. A120 is the source of this 529-nucleotide messenger RNA. Lineage: Eukaryota; Dinophyceae; Syndiniales; Amoebophryaceae. The record is from the annotation of a GenBank genome assembly.
AGCAGCCCGAACAACAAUAGCAGUUCGAAUAAAAGCAAACUAACUGCGGCCAACCUCCGCCGUUUGGAGAAGAAAAACAGCAGCUGCGACGAGAGUUCCUACGCCAGUAGGAUGCAGAGUACGCCGGGCGGAGAAGACGAGGUGCGCGUGCUCGAGGAAGCUACGGAUGUGGACCAAUUGUCUGACGACGCCCGCAUUCUGUUGCAGGAGUACAUCGGCUUCGGUGCGGUCGACCACAUGGAAAAGAUUACUGGACAGGACGUCGGUACGAGCGGAGAUGGAAAUAAGGACGGUUUCGACAAGGACCGAAAAUCAUCCCAGCAGCAGCAUCUGGCAGCGCUCGGCCGAUCGGUGAUGCGGGUCCCCGUGCGGUACAAGAGGACGAGUGCGAUGAAUAAAGCGAGAGGUGAUGAUGUACUGGAUUCUACCGAGGACGUAUUGAAUGCUCCAGUAGAGCACGUGAAGCGGCAAUUAAACAGCAUUGGCGAGAGGCGGGGACUGAUCACGCAGAAAGUUGCCAAAGAACUGG